Messenger RNA from Opisthorchis viverrini, 366 nucleotides. RefSeq lists its product as hypothetical. Lineage: Eukaryota; Metazoa; Platyhelminthes; Trematoda; Opisthorchiida; Opisthorchiidae. The transcript has a single exon. The record is from RefSeq and is a predicted model, not a curated record. Bases 1 to 366 code for a protein of 121 amino acids.
AUGGAAAGCAUCCUGAUUGUAGCUAGUUUGUUGAGUUCACGCUGUCCAUUUUCUUGUUGGACAAGCUCGAUAGAAGCAAGAGCCAGAUGGGAUGUUGAGGUCAACAAAGCUGUCACAUAUCACCAAGUGACCUAUGCGGGCUACAAAUGGCCUGACCUUUGCCCCGCAUUUCCAGUGACCCCGGUUCACGUCGUCAAACACCGUCCGGGAGCUACUUCAUUCAAAACUACCACCAGACAGCGCACGCGCGGUGGUCUGUCGAGUGAACAAAGCACCAAAUUGUGCGCGCGCAUGCGUUUGAGUCUGUUCAAGCGCAUGCGUGCACCACAUGGUCCACCAGAAACCGCCGCAUCCACGAAAGCCUAG